This is a messenger RNA of Cryptomeria japonica (Japanese cedar), 953 nucleotides long. RefSeq lists its product as uncharacterized. The record is from RefSeq and is a predicted model, not a curated record. Bases 216 to 707 code for a protein of 163 amino acids. The transcript has 3 exons. NCBI's taxonomy places the organism in Eukaryota, Viridiplantae, Streptophyta, Pinopsida, Cupressales, Cupressaceae. Gene Ontology annotation, biological process: protein O-linked glycosylation via fucose. Gene Ontology annotation, molecular function: peptide-O-fucosyltransferase activity.
UGAGACCUUGCAAGAUCCAGCGAUUUCUUUGGCCUCGUGAUCAUUAGAAACUGAUUAAAGAUUCUGAGUAUCUCUUUCUCAAUGCCCACAAGAGUAUAUUGUUUAUUAGGUGUUUUCAUUGGAGGUUCGAGGAAGCCAGCUGCAAGAACAACGAUUUGGGGUUAUGCUUUGUAAGAUGUAGAGAUGGAUCCAUAAUCAAUUCCGGAUUGCAUUUAAUGCAGUGGAAAACACAUCCUGCAAAUUGCGUGGGGGUAAUAACCACAAAUGAGGACAUUGUUGCUGCAAUACUUGAAAAGGCAAAGGAACAAAAUGCAGAGUCAGUGUAUCUUGCAACAGACGGAUGGAUAAGAGGUCCCAAGGCCCAAAUGUUACUUGCUAACGUGAUCAGAACACUUUACACAGAAAGAAUAAAUGUUGCAGGUCUGUGGAAAAUGGAAGGAAUUCCAAACUUCUCAGAUGGUACUUAUCUGGACUCCAAAGAAUUGGGACUGAACAAGUCUUGUAAAAUGAAAGCAAAUCAAAUGGUGUCCUUUAUUGAGCAGGAAAUGUGCUUAAGAGCCAAAGUUUUUCUAGGGAGUGGAGAAUCCACAUGGAGUUCAUCAGUAUUCUGCACAAGACUAGCAACCAGAAAAGCCUCUGAGCUAAUCACAAGUAGUAAUAGACAAGAAAGUAAUACGAAUGAGUAUAUUAUAGAGAAACUUGUCUGACCAGCAUGCUUCAGGACUGAUGUGUAGAUAUUCAAUCUUUUACAACCUAAAGAAAGCUAACUACACUGUGGAAGAGAAUAAAGAUGAAGAACCCGAUGGCUGGCUCGGUUUAGAAGCCUGCGAGAACAGGAUUACUAAGGGUGGCCAUUGCAAUUUUGCUGUUUUCUUAUAAUCACGAGUUUACCACCCUCCAAUUUAUGUAUUGUAUGGCUACUUGGUAUGUAUACAACAUAAAUUUGCAGCUUA